UAUUAUUGGAAAGUUGUGAAAACUUUGGAGCUUAGCAAUGAGCAACAAAAGAAAGUUCUAUACGACAACUAUGGGAAUGCAGAUCCAGAAAAUGUUGUUAAAGUAAAGGCCCUGUAUAACGAGCUUAAUCUUAAGAAGCAAGAAUCUGUUGUUUCUGAAUAUAGGGAUGAGAUUAGCAGAUUGUCCAGUGAUGUGGAAAGCAUCCCAAAGGUUGAGGCUGAUCUUCUGGAAAUGAAAAGGGCGAGGAAUCAGUUAGAACAAUUCUUAAAUGAGAGCAAUAACAUGUUACAGAAAGUGAUGGAGUGUAUUGAUGGUAUCAUUCUUCCUAUUGAACCUGCUUUUGAUGAACCAAUAGAAAAGGUGAAGUGGCUUGCUGAUUAUCUCAAUGAAUGCCAAGAUGCCAAGGUGGUUUUUGGUUCUUUCUACUUCGUGAUACCUCAGGGUUGUGAUCAAGUCAGAGAAAAUGAUAAGAAAACCCCCAGGAUUCAACAUUUGUUUGCUCAAUUAUCUGGCAGGCUAAGAAGAGAAGAAGAUGAGGUAUAUGAAAAAGAAAUCCUAUCAAAUGAUGAAACAAUGAAGAAGUAUCAAAUGAUGAAGACAAUGAAGAAGUAUCAAAUGAUGAAGACAAUGAAGAAGUAUCAAAUGAUGAAGACAAUGAAGAAGUAUCAAAUGAUGAAGACGAUGAAGAAGUAUCAACUGAUGAAGACGAUGAAGAAGUAUCAACUGAUGAAGACAAUGAAGAACUACAAAAUUGAUGAUUAUUAUUCCUAACAUGUUUAUUUUAAUUUUCAGGAAACAUUAAUUAUAUUUCUAAUAUUUAAAGUUUAUAUAAUAAUAUUUUGGUUUAUAUUUAAUGUUUACAUUUAA
Vigna angularis (adzuki bean) is the source of this 867-nucleotide messenger RNA. RefSeq lists its product as uncharacterized. The record is from RefSeq and is a predicted model, not a curated record. The transcript has 6 exons. NCBI's taxonomy places the organism in Eukaryota, Viridiplantae, Streptophyta, Magnoliopsida, Fabales, Fabaceae. The coding region runs from base 232 to 771 and encodes 179 amino acids.